AUGCCUGGCUACACCCAGCUCCGGACAGGAGGUGGAGGGCAGCCCUCCUUGGAAGCAACUUGCCUUCCUCCCAGGGUGCGCCUGCCAGUCUGGGCUGCGCCCCGCCUGGAAUCAGAUUGUCCUGGGCUCCUGCUGGCUUUCAGUGGAGAAGGGGAAUUGCCCUCAAUACCAAGUCAGAUCAGGAACCCAAAGCUUUCAUUAAGAAGGAAACCACAGCAGAAGUUUCAUAGUCCACCACUUCCCCCCAUCCAGCAGAAGGUUACCACCUUCUGCCAGGGCAAUCCCAAUCUUCUGACUCCACGCCCAGUGCUUUCUCCAGACAAGUUCACUGGGAGCCAUGAGCAUUUGCAGAAAGCCUCAUGCACAGCUGUACUCAUGGAUGAGAAGAGAAUGAAACACAUGACAGGAGUGGCCUACCUUGGUUGUUCCAUUAUCCUGCAUCCACCUAAGGUAAGUGCCGUUAGAGCACCUUCCACACGAGGAGAAAUCAAGAGAGCACGGCUACUGCACAGCGGAUUUGAAAAUGGCUCCACGGAGAUCCCGGGUGUAAGGCCUGGGUACUUUGCCCACGUCACGCCUCCUGCCAUCAUUAAAAGUAACGACUUUGUGGCAUCUGUCUUUGGAACUACAGGUCCACUGCAGUCUGAGGGAAGUGUGGGACAGCUCGCAGGAAAGAUGAGCUCAUAUUCAGCCUGGGAAAGCUGCUUCAGCGCCCUUCCUCUUGCUCCGCAUGAAAUGAGCCCUGAGCAGCGUGAAAUCCUUGACCGCAGGAAAAGGCGGAAUCUCCGCAAACCGAAGACGAGGUUCCUUCUCGUGAACAGGUUCACCCUGCUGUUCCUGCUCCUCGUGAGCCCCACUCCAGCUCUCCAGGCUCCUACCAAUCUCACUGACUCCGGCCUUGAUCAGGAGCCUUUCCUGUACCUUGUUGGCCGCAAGAAGCUGAUGGAUGCCCAGUACAGAUGCUAUGACCGAAUUCAUCAGUUGCCCCCUUAUGAAGGAGAAGGUCCAUUCUGCAACCGCACCUGGGAUGGAUGGAUGUGCUGGGACGACACUCCUGCUGGAGAAAUGGCCUAUCAGAACUGCCCUGACUACUUUCCGGACUUUGACAUAACAGAAAAGGUUUCAAAAUACUGUGAUGAAAAUGGAGAAUGGUUUAGACACCCUGACAGCAACCGAACCUGGUCCAACUACACUCUGUGCAACGCUUUCACUUCGGAGAAACUGAGCAACGCGUACGUUCUUUAUUACCUGGCUCUUGUGGGUCACUCCUUGUCGAUUGCUGCUUUGAUUGUUUCCAUGGUGAUCUUCUGGAAAUUCAAGAACCUUAGCUGCCAGAGGGUGACUCUGCACAAGAACAUGUUCCUUACUUACGUUCUGAACUCUAUCAUUAUCAUCAUCCACCUGGUUGAGGUUGUGCCCAACGGAGAUCUGGUGCGACGGGAUCCUAUGCAUAUUUUUCAUCAUAACACACAUAUGUGGACAAUGCAGUGGGAACUGUCACCACCCUUACCCAUGAGUGCACACGAGGGAAAGAUGGACCCUAAUGACAGUGAAGUGAUAAGCUGCAAGAUUCUACACUUUUUACAUCAGUAUAUGAUGUCUUGCAACUACUUCUGGAUGCUCUGCGAGGGGAUCUAUCUUCACACUCUGAUUGUCAUGGCUGUGUUUACCGAUGAGCAACGCCUGCGCUGGUACUAUCUUCUUGGCUGGGGGUUCCCAAUAGUGCCAACCAUUAUCCACGCCAUUACUCGUGCCCUCUACUACAACGACAACUGCUGGCUGAGUGCGGAAACCCACUUGCUUUACAUCAUCCAUGGACCCGUCAUGGUGGCUCUGGUGGUCAACUUCUUCUUUCUGCUCAACAUUGUCCGCGUGCUUGUGACCAAGAUGAGGCAAACCCACGAAGCCGAAGCCUACAUGUACCUGAAGGCUGUGAAGGCCACCAUGGUUCUUGUGCCCCUGCUGGGGAUCCAGUUUGUUGUGUUUCCCUGGAGGCCAUCGAACAAGGUGCUUGGGAAGAUCUAUGAUUACGUCAUGCACUCCCUGAUUCAUUUCCAGGGAUUCUUUGUCGCGACUAUCUACUGCUUCUGUAACCAGGAGGUGCAAGCCACCCUGAAGCGCCAGUGGACGCAGUUCAAGAUCCAGUGGAGCCAGCGCUGGGGAAGGGGAAGGCGCCGCCGCCCCACCAACCGUGUGGUUAGUGCUCCUCGCGCUGUAGCCUUCGCUGAGCCAGGUGAUCUCCCCAUCUACAUCUGCCAUCAGGAGCCAAGGAAUCCUCCUGUCAGCAACAACGAAGGCGAAGAGGCUACUGAAAUGAUCCCCAUGAACGUCAUCCAGCAAGACCCAUCCGCUUGA
Messenger RNA from Grammomys surdaster, 2355 nucleotides. RefSeq names its product calcitonin receptor (gene Calcr). Gene Ontology annotation, cellular component: axon; plasma membrane. NCBI's taxonomy places the organism in Eukaryota, Metazoa, Chordata, Mammalia, Rodentia, Muridae. The record is from RefSeq and is a predicted model, not a curated record. The coding region runs from base 1 to 2355 and encodes 784 amino acids. The transcript has 18 exons. Gene Ontology annotation, biological process: positive regulation of cytosolic calcium ion concentration; cell surface receptor signaling pathway; adenylate cyclase-activating G protein-coupled receptor signaling pathway. Gene Ontology annotation, molecular function: calcitonin receptor activity; amylin receptor activity.